UAACCCCUCUGCCCUCCCCCGCGGGGGGCAUUUCCCGGUGUCCCCUGCCCGCCCCGUCCAAGCCGGGCGCCAUGAACGAUCAGUACCACCGGGCUGCCCGCGAUGGCUACCUGGAGCUCCUCAAGGAGGCCACCCGGAAGGAGCUGAAUGCCCCCGAUGAAGAUGGCAUGACUCCCACCCUCUGGGCUGCCUACCACGGAAACCUGGAGUCGCUGCGCCUCAUCGUGAGCCGCGGGGGUGACCCAGACAAGUGUGACAUCUGGGGCAACACACCCCUACAUCUGGCAGCUUCCAAUGGCCACCUGCACUGCCUGUCCUUCCUGGUGUCUUUUGGGGCCAACAUCUGGUGCCUGGACAACGACUACCACACGCCGCUGGACAUGGCUGCCAUGAAAGGUCACAUGGAGUGCGUGCGCUAUCUGGACUCCAUCGCGGCCAAGCAAAGCAGCCUCAACCCCAAGCUGGUGGGCAAGCUGAAGGACAAGGCCUUUCGUGAGGCCGAGCGGCGCAUCCGGGAGUGCGCCAAGCUGCAGCGCAAGCACCACGAGCGCAUGGAGCGGCGCUACCGGCGAGAGCUGGCGGAGCGCUCGGACACACUCAGCUUCUCCAGCCUCACGUCCAGCACCCUGAGCCGCCGGCUGCAGCACCUGACGCUGGGCAGCCACCUGCCCUACUCGCAGGCCACACUGCACGGCACCGCUAAAGGCAAGACCAAGAUCCAGAAGAAGUUGGAGAGGCGCAAACAGGGCGGCGAGGGCACCUUCAAGGUCUCCGAGGACGGCCGCAAGAGCGUCCGCUCACUCUCAGGCCUGCAGCUAGGUAGCGACGUGAUGUUCGUGCGCCAGGGCACCUACGCCAACCCCAAGGAGUGGGGCCGCGCCCCGCUCCGGGACAUGUUCCUCUCGGACGAGGACAGCGUCUCCCGUGCCACGCUGGCGGCCGAGCCUGCCCACUCGGAGGUCAGCACCGACUCAGGUCACGAUUCCCUGUUUACCCGCCCCGGCCUGGGCACCAUGGUGUUCCGCAGAAACUACUUGAGCAGCGGGCUGCACGGGCUGGGCCGCGAGGACGGGGGUCUGGACGGGGCAGGCACCCCGCGGGGUCGGCUGCAUAGCUCCCCCAGCCUGGACGAUGACAGCCUGGGCAGUGCCAACAGCCUGCAGGACCGCAGCUGCGGGGAGGAGCUGCCCUGGGACGAGCUGGACUUGGGCCUGGACGAGGACCUGGAGCCGGAGACGAGCCCGCUGGAGACCUUCCUGGCCUCCCUGCACAUGGAGGACUUUGCCGCCCUCCUGCGGCAAGAGAAGAUCGAUCUGGAGGCGCUAAUGCUGUGCUCUGACCUCGACCUCCGCAGCAUCAGCGUCCCGCUGGGGCCGCGCAAGAAGAUCCUGGGGGCCGUGCGGAGGCGGAGGCAGGCGCUGGAGCGCCCGCCAGCCCUAGAAGACACAGAGCUAUAACCAGGGACUCCUCUCCUCUGACCAAAAUGAAUUGCAAGUUGCCACAACCCCAGGGGGGCCACAAGGUCCUCACAAUUGCCAGCCCUGUAGCCCCUUCCUGAGGAGCAAGGACCAUGUGGGUCAUCUCCCUUGAAAGCCUGUCCAUACCUCAAAGCAAGGGUGUGGCCUGGAGGCAGGCUUGGGGACAACAGAACACCCCUGAACACCAGUGCUGAGUGUCCCAGAGCCCCAGAGCUGCCCUUAUCUGAGUGACCUUGAGAAGUACAUGUGGAUUUGUGGCCAGCCCCCAAAGGAGAGCAGGG
Molecule: messenger RNA, 1759 nt
Organism: Marmota flaviventris (yellow-bellied marmot)
Lineage: Eukaryota; Metazoa; Chordata; Mammalia; Rodentia; Sciuridae
Source: RefSeq, a predicted model, not a curated record